This is a messenger RNA of Notodromas monacha, 2985 nucleotides long. Lineage: Eukaryota; Metazoa; Arthropoda; Ostracoda; Podocopida; Cyprididae. The record is from the annotation of a GenBank genome assembly.
AUGGGGAUAAAUAGCCUCACGGCCACGUCGAAGACUCGGUCCAUGUUCGCCACAAUGGAAGGAAAUGGAAUUGAGAGGACUUUGUUUCGUCAUGCUGGCGCUGCCAGCAAUUUUGCCAAUUUGCCUAGCAGACGUCCAGUUUUUCGCCGAUCCCGACCCUCUGUCUCGGAUCAUACGAGAACGCGCUUUGAGGAUCGCGAGCAUACGGAAAGUUUCGUCAUGCUGGCGCUGCCAGCAAUUUUGCCAAUUUGCCUAGCAGACGUCCAGUUUUUCGCCGAUCCCGACCCUCUGUCUCGGAUCAUACGAGAACGCGCUUUGAGGAUCGCGAGCAUACGGAAUGCCGACUCAAAUCGACCAUCCCGAGCUACCAAAGCUGCAUCUGUCGUCUCAGACGACGAAUCAUCUUUGCUUACAAAUCACGCGAUUCCCCAAAAGACGAUCCGGAAAACGUUUCGCGAUUCGCGUGCCGAUAUUCUGCGAAGUCAGAGAGUCACUCGACCGCCAACGGAAUCCAUUCGGAAAUCGACGGUUGCAGAAGAACAUACCGCGCAGGACGAGCAUUUCCACAGCGACGUGACGGUGCCAGUGAGGACCUCCCACGGCCUGGAUCACACCAUCGUCCACGUCGACGAACCCCAUCUGCGGAAUCUCAGUCUUCCCAUCAACACCGUGAACUCGGCGGAAAAACCGAGAAUCCAAGACCAGGAACUCCAUCUCUCGCCAGCAUUUUCAGCUGAAAAACUCUUACAGCAAGUCCAGACGGCGGCUGAUGAAGCAGUUUCAAUCGUGGAACUUGUUCUAAAUGCGGAAACAGACGAUGCGGUUUCCGAAAAGCAAGACGAGCAAAUCGAAGCUACUUCGCAGCCUGAGGAAAAGCCCGAACCAGAAAUAACCACCGCAACAAAUUCUCGAGAAGUCCUAGAUGUCACUGAAACUCUAGAACCAACAACUGAACAAUCACAAGACUCAGAACCCGAUGAUGAAGGAACUCAGACCACUACAGUGGAGAGCCAAGAAGCUACGGAAACACCAGAGGCUAGGCCACUUAAAGACGAACAAGUGGUUUCGACAGCCGAUGACGAAGCAGAAGAGCAGCCAGCUCAAACAACCGCGAAUCCCCAAUCGAACCCCGACGAUUUUCAGGAAGGGGUACCGGAAGACUCAAGCAACGAAUCCACCACAGAAGAAACUAGUACAGUGAGUUCAGAUGACGUGAGACACACAAACGACUCUUCAGAAACAACAACCAUCACCUCCGAAAUUUCCGAGACGAGCUCUGAAGUGCAAACGACUACAGAAAAUGUCGACUCUUCCGUGGAGUCCACCUCCCUCGCGAAUUUGUCUGGAGAAGAUGAUAUCUCGGAGACAACGACGACAGGAAAUCUGAGGGAUCACAGUAAUUCAAGUAGCAGCAGCAGCAGCGAAGAAGUCACUUGGGAUGCUUCGGAUUCGUCGACAACGAGGUCACCAAAUGACUCUUCGGAGAGCAGUAGCAGCGAAGAGGAAAUUGGAGGGACAACCACUGAAUUUGACACCUCUGACAGCACCAACGCUGCUGCAAGCACAACAGAAUCCAUAAGCUCGAAUGACGAUGAAGGGGAAGCCGAUAUUCACAACGACGAAGCUGAUGAUGAAGUGCAGAAAAAUGUUCAAGAAACGACAACUGAUUCUGAUAGAAGCCAAGAAAUCGUCCAGACAACUACUGAGACGACUGAUUCCUCGAAAGAAGCUCAGAAUGCUGAAGUCCAUCAAAACUGGACACAUCAUCCCGACAGAGAAGCCUCGCAAGAAGUUCAGAUUGAAGAGCGGGACAACUUCGGAACCACGCCAUUGCCCCAAGAAGAGCACACAUCAUCGCAACCGGAAACUGACGAUACAACGUCGGAUUCGCCUUCAAAGGACGAGAAGAGAGAAUCAAGAUUGAAAGACAACGCAUUACGACAUGAACCAGCAGCUCCAAACACUGAAGCCGAGAGCUUCGAUACAGAUUCGUCCGAGUUACACACGUCGCUGCUCAGGGCAUCCUACGGAAAUGUACUCAAUCAUCCGACGCAAGUCAAGUCUUUCAUCGUGGAAGCAAGACAAACUGCUGAGUCAACCGACCGGGCUGCUCCGAGAAACUUGUACCUCAAACUCAACCUGGAUAAGUUAUUGGAUUCCCUCGCGAAAACACGGCGGACCCACUAAUCUUGAAAUUUUCUUUAUGGGGUGGUCUAGAACUUCGCGGACUUUUCGGAAAAAUGGAGUCUCAAACAAGAAAGAAUCAUUCAACAAUAUAAAGUACCAAGAGUACAUGUUCUUGCUUCGCUCACAGACAAGCACUUCUGUGGACUUAGAUUUCACUUUCAUGCAACGCUAGUAGGUUAGUAGUAGGUUGAUUAAAAUGCACUUCCAUGUUUCCCCAGAACGCAUGAAAAACAUAAAAUUCUCAUACCGACUCAGUCUGAGACAACUCUUAGUGAUAUCAAAAAUUAAUCGCUUUUUUUUUUUAAUACAGCAGUUUGCUCGUCAGUAAAAGUCAAGUACAGUAGAAUACAUAAGGUACACAGAAUUUUGAGAGCGACACUUAUUCAAAGACAAAAGUAAAUUCAGAGCAAUUUUUAUCUACGCGCCAACUUGACUUGCUAAUUCUAUUCAACCCUGAAGAAUGACAGAUAAACGUCAAUUUAAAACGAAACUGACCCAAUAAACAUACGUUUCAAAAUGCAUGUAUAAAAAGGAGCUGAUGAGUGAAUCGACUGAAACCGUCGUUUCCACGCAUUCCAUUCAAAAAAGCAAGGAACAAAACUACAGUGCUAUGUUUUGAUACAAAUUGUCUUCCACAAACGGAGCUUCAUGCUCAGGUUUUGGGGGUUUAUCCCCUGAUUUGGCGUCAGUUUCGAUCAUUGUUGGCGACUGAAAGCCAAAAGACGUGUUUUAAUUUGUUUCUGAUCAAGAAAUUCCGCGAGUUUUAUGACCUCCCCAAACAUCAUCUUGUUCUAGUCC